GGGGAGACGCUCGCGAUCCGCCAGAAACAGAGAGCAGCAGCGCGAGGGGGGACUUUUCUUUUCCAUUUCUCUCGCCUUUAUUGGAGGAUUUUAACGCAUUUUUAUUAUUAUUACUAUUCGAUCUGCACCAAAGAGAGCGGGAGAAAAAAAAAAAAACACUUUGGAGAAAACACAAUGUCAGCGACCUUCCCCGGACUAGUCCACGACGCAGAGAUACGUCACGACGGAUCAAACAGCUACCGUCUCAUGCAGCUCGGGUGCCUGGAGUCCGUGGCCAACUCGUCGGUCGCCUACUCCUCCUCCUCUCCGCUCACCUACCCGGCUCCGGCUGGCACGGAGUUCGCCUCGCCGUACUUCUCCACCAACCACCAGUACACACCUCUCCAUCACCAGUCCUUCCACUACGAGUUCCAGCACUCCCACCCCGCCGUGGCUCCGGAGGCCUACGGGCUGAACUCGCUGCACUCCGGUCAGUACUACCAGCAGAUCCACCACGGAGAGCCCGCAGACUUCAUCAACCUGCACAAUGCGCGCUCGGCCCUCAAGUCCUCGUGCCUGGACGAGCAGCAGCGGCGCGAGCUGGGCUGCCUCGACGCUUACCGGCGCCAUGACCUCUCGCUGAUGACGUCACACGGAUCCCAGGCCUACGGCGUCGGGAUGCACCACGCGGACCAGAGGCUGCUGCCCGCCGCCGGCCUGGGGCUCCCAUCGUCCGGGUCGGACGACCUGCAGGGCUCCGUGGAAGCGCAGUGUGGGCUCGUGCUGAACGGCCAAGGGGGCGUCAUCCGGAGAGGGGGGACGUGCGUGGUGAAUCCUACAGAUCUGUUCUGCUCGGUACCGGGCCGCCUGUCGCUGCUCAGCUCCACCUCCAAGUACAAAGUCACCAUCGCCGAGGUGAAAAGAAGACUGUCCCCACCAGAGUGCCUCAACGCCUCCCUACUGGGCGGCAUACUGCGCAGAGCGAAGUCUAAGAACGGAGGCCGGUGUCUUCGUGAGAAAUUAGACCGUCUAGGCCUCAACCUGCCAGCAGGACGGAGGAAAGCUGCCAACGUCACACUGCUCACCUCCCUGGUGGAAGGUGAGGCGCUCCACCUGGCGAGGGACUUUGGCUACACCUGCGAGACAGAGUUCCCCAGUAAGGCGGUGGGGGAGCAUUUGGCGAGGCAGCACAGCGAGCCGAAAGAAACCAGCGCACGCAAGAAAAUGGUCCUGGCUACAAAGCAAAUCUGUAAGGAGUUCCAGGACUUAUUGAGCCAAGACCGCUCUCCUCUGGGCUCCUCCAGACCAACCCCCAUCCUGGACCUGGACAUCCAGAGACACCUCACACACUUCAGUCUGAUCACUCACGGAUUCGGCACGCCGGCGGUCUGUGCAGCUCUCAGCACCUUCCAGACGGUUCUGAGUGAGAUGCUCAACUACCUGGACAAGAACUCGAGCGGGAAGGCGAGCGGACCCAACGACCAACAGAUCAACAACAGCUCGGAAAAGACGCAGCUCCGGAAAACAGUCGAGCCCCAGAGCAAAGACGGGAAAACAGAAAAGACUGAGUAGCCCACACCCAGCCGGUCCCCGUGCCUUGGAGCGCUGCAUUUAGGAGUGUGCUUGUGUGUGUGUGUAUAAGUGUGUGUGUGUACUCUCAGAAAGGAUGUGUUAACUCCCAUUGCAUUAGUGUCUUCUUUGGGACAAUUCACAUUGAUUGUUAUUUAUUUAUCUGAUGUUGAAAUGUAACUCUAACCUGAACUGUCCCCGACAAGACGUCCUGAUGAGUCAGUGAACACAUCCUGUUUAAGUGUGUGUGUGUUCAUAUGUGUGUGUGUGUGUGUGUGUGUGUGUCAUGGCGAGGAGGAGCCUCGCCAUGGAGAUGGCCGUGACUCAUCCAAGACUUUUAUUUGUUUAUUUAUUAAUUCUGGAAAAACAGGAAAUAAACAUGGACAUGCUGAUCAUCACGGUUUUUCAGGACAGGGGUGGUAACUACCAACACAACAUAAAACACACACGUUAAUUAAGGGUUUGGGGUAAUUUGAUCUCAAUCCAGUUAAUCCAGUGUGGAUUUUCUGCAACAAUACAAGAACUGAAACACGUUUUUUGUCCUUUGGAGGUUUAUUUAACCUAUUUUGUAUUAAAUUAUUAAGAGAAAUCUCUGUCAUUGCAACACAAAGUUCUAGUUUUGUUUAAAUUCUCAGCCGACUGAAUUUAAAUAAUUUCACUUUCCAAACAUAUUUAACAGAUUAAAUUGAAAUAAAUGACCCUGAUCCAAACCCUUAUACCUGCAAACACUUAAAAACACACAAACACAUUUCCUUGGGACUUACCCUAACCUUAAACCAAGUCUUCACCCUAAAAUGUAAU
This is a messenger RNA of Sebastes umbrosus (honeycomb rockfish), 2349 nucleotides long. It is a transcript of the gene tfap2d, whose product is annotated as transcription factor AP-2 delta (activating enhancer binding protein 2 delta). The record is from RefSeq and is a predicted model, not a curated record. Gene Ontology annotation, cellular component: nucleus. The coding region runs from base 175 to 1551 and encodes 458 amino acids. Lineage: Eukaryota; Metazoa; Chordata; Actinopteri; Perciformes; Sebastidae. Gene Ontology annotation, molecular function: RNA polymerase II transcription regulatory region sequence-specific DNA binding; DNA-binding transcription factor activity, RNA polymerase II-specific. Gene Ontology annotation, biological process: regulation of transcription by RNA polymerase II; regulation of cell population proliferation; anatomical structure development. The transcript is spliced from 8 exons.